AUGUUGGAAGAUGAAAAGGAGGCUGACUGCCCCACGCCGGGCCCUAGCCGCGACUGCGCCAGGAGAUCGGUGUCUGUAGGCAGGUGUAAAAGGCGGUGUGGACGGACGACGGCGGGUUUGGAGGGGACCCGAGCGCCCCACCGCGAAGGCCGGCCGCCUGGCUCCCACCCAGAGACCCGGCCCCCGGCGCCGGACGCCCUACAGCCACCCGCUAGGGAGCAGCGCAGGGCAGGCAGGCAGGCAGGUGGGGCGGCAAGCGAUGAGUCCUCGGCGCCUCCUCCGCCUCCCGCGGGCCCCGCUCUCUGCCUCCCGCUCCGACGCCCGGAUGAUCUGAGCCGCGAGGGCUCCGAGAGCCGGGGGCCCGGACCCAGCCCGGCUCCUCCCCUCCUUCUGCCCGGGCCCGGCCGCCGCCGCCGCUGCCGCCGCCGCCGCGGGACCCCGUGCCCGGCUGCCGUCGUCGCCGUCGCCACCCAGGUCGACCAAGGGACCCGCCCGCCCGCGGCUGCUCCGGGUAAGCGCGUCGCUCGGGCGAGGGCGGGCGGGCGGGCCUGCGCGGCGGCGGCGGCGGCGGCGGCCAGGCCUGGGGCCUGUAAACAAGCCGGGCGUUUGCCCGGGCGCUCCCGGGAGGAGACGCGACAACUCCUCCCCCUGGGCGGCCUCCUCCCGGAGCCCGCGGCGGGCGGCGAGGGGUUAACGCGCGGCGGGGGCGGGGGCAGGCUGUGCGCGGCGGCGGGGAGGGGGCGCGACCCUCGGGCGGGCGGGGCGGGCCACCAGCGGCCCCGGAACUUUCGGGGGAGCCCGAAGCGAGGCCGCCCCUUGGAGCUGACCAGCCCCGCAGUCCCCACGAUUUGGAAACUCUGCCGCUGGGCCGAAAGUGAGGCCCCUAACUCGGUAGUGAUGCCUCCAGUUCAUUCAUUAUUCCGGCUUUGA
Molecule: messenger RNA, 930 nt
Organism: Onychomys torridus (southern grasshopper mouse)
Lineage: Eukaryota; Metazoa; Chordata; Mammalia; Rodentia; Cricetidae
Product: translation initiation factor IF-2-like
Exons: 3
Coding region: 1-930 (309 amino acids)
Source: RefSeq, a predicted model, not a curated record